AUGUAUCCUACCACUACUAGCUGUCUCCUGCUCCUCCUCAGCAUAGGGUUGAUGUCCACCACCAAAGUCCCUGUGUAUGUCGGGGCUCUGUUUAAGGGUGGAAGUCACUGGUUCGCGCCAUACGCCUUAGCGCUGGAAAAACUUUUUGAUUUGGCCUUUGAAGAAAUCAGUAACCGUACGGAUAUUCUGCCAGAUUACGAAUUGAAGCUCAUCACAAAAUUCACCGAGGUUUCACCAGGUUAUUCAGCAAAGAAGAUGUUUGAACUUAUUAACGAAGAACCAACCAAGAUCGCUCUCCUAGGCCCUCUCUUCUCAGAUGAACUGGUUUUGGUAGGGGAGAUAACUCCAUUUUACAACUUAUUACAGAUGAGUUUUGUUGCCGGAACAUCCACUAUUAAGGAUCGCAGGCGUUUCCCGUCCCUGUACAGCACAGUUUUCAUUCAGGACGACCUAAACCCUCUCCGUAUAAGGAUGAUGAAAUACUUUGGAUGGACACGUGUGGCAACUAUUCUGUUUGACAUGGAUUAUUUUGGAUCGCAAAUAGAUGAGUUCCACUCCCUACUACAGACAGAAAACUUUACGCUGCUUACUUCUAGUGUUAUUGUAGAUCUAAGCAGGACCGAAGAACAUAUCAAACGAUUAAAGCAAUACCACUCAAGAGUUAUAUUUGGAGCCUUCAGAUCGACUCAAGCACCAGCAAUUUUCUGUGAGGCUUAUAAGCAAGGUAUGUACGGAAGUAAGUAUGUUUGGAUAUUAUCAGGCACUUCGAUGUACACUUUCUGGACAGAUUCCCGUUUGGACGGUACUGGGACACGAUGUACGAGAGAGCAGAUUCUUGAGGCUGCGAGAGGUUAUAUAACGCUGGACCACGAGUCUAUGGGGGAGGCAGACCAACAAACCAUCAGUGGAAGGAGUGUUGCAGAGUACGACCAAUACAUUCGAACCUACCUGGCACAAUUUCCUACUUACAAAAUAUCCAGGAAGUACACGUUCGCCUAUGACACCGCUUGGGCGAUAGCACUGGCCUUAAACGCCUCCCUUUGUUGUCUAAACGGAUCGACAUUAACUGACUUUAACUAUAAUAAUAGUGAAAUGUUAAGCAACAUUAAGGACAAAAUGGAUCGGAUACAUUUUCAAGGAGUAUCGGGCCCUGUUUCCUUCCAAAACGGCAGACGCAUUGGAUUCUCAUAUAUUCAGUCAAAUGAAGGCUUUGACAGGUCUUCAGUGGCUAAAUUUGAUCCCACGGAUCAGUCUUUAAACUGGACUUUUAACCCCAGUUUACUGUUUCAAGGAGGGAAAGUUCCCAAGGACUCGUUUACCUACACCACUAAAUACUUUACCAUACCUAUGAGUGCCAUGGUCUGUAUGCUUAUCCUGGAUACCAUUGGAUUUCUAAUGGCUGUUGGUUUCCUUACAUUCAAUAUAUAUUUCAGAGAAAAUAGAAACAUUAAGAUGUCAAGUCCCCGUGUAAACAACGUCAUAAUCAUAGGUGCUUUCAUCAUGUAUGCGUCUGUUUGUGUGUCUACGUAUAGUGCCUACAACGCCCCCAACGUCGGCCGCGUCACGUGUAUGGUUGAUACCUGGGUGCACUCAAUAGGCUUUACAACAGUUUUCGGGGCCCUCUUCUCCAAGACUUGGCGAGUACACGUACUCUUUAAGCAGUCGACAGUUAAACGAAAGGCCAUCAAAGACUCUCAGCUCUUUGGUCAGCUGUUCUUGUUGAUUAUCCUUGACCUCAUCCUGCUGACGGCUUGGACAGUCUUCCAUCCGCUGGAACAGGAACAAAUAAAGAUUAAUAGACAGGCCUCCGAUGAUGACGUUGUGCUAUCAGAGGUGUUCACACAAUGCAACCAUCGUUACCUUGUCUACUGGGCGGCUGCAGAGUAUGUCUACAAAGGACUCCUUCUAGUGUUUGGCACAUUCUUAGCCUGGGAGACUCGUGAUAUCCACGUUCCUGUUCUCAACGACUCAAUAUACAUCGGGUUUUGUGUGUACAACAUAGUCGUGGUGUGUGCAAUAGGAGUACCUACCCAUCACAUCCUCACAGUGGAACAGUCACUCAUAAAGUACAUCCUAAGCAACGCCCUCACUAUCUUCUGUACCUCCCUCGUCCUUUGUAUCCUCUUCAUACCAAAGAUUUCUCUGCGGAAUCAGACGGAAAACAUACGAUUUGUGCCGACGCUAAAAGGAAUGUCUGCGGCCGAAUCCUCAUCUACAAAUCGAGUCACACAAUUGACGACACUACAAGGUAACUGGAUGUCUUUUGAUUCCACUAAAGACACAACAAUAGUCAAGAAUAUGACUAUCAACCCAGAGGUGGCAGAGAUCAAGGUAAAAGAAAAACAGAAUAUAAGCACUGUCAAACUUGAGACAUGCUCAUCUGGACUAGCAACUCAAUGUGAGAGCACAACGCCAAUAUCAGCGGAUAGACACCGACUUCGAGGGAGGCGGUGUUCAGCAAAAUGA
Messenger RNA from Ylistrum balloti, 2466 nucleotides. Its product is annotated as gamma-aminobutyric acid type B receptor subunit 2-like. The coding region runs from base 1 to 2466 and encodes 821 amino acids. The record is from RefSeq and is a predicted model, not a curated record. Gene Ontology annotation, cellular component: membrane; G protein-coupled receptor heterodimeric complex. Gene Ontology annotation, biological process: gamma-aminobutyric acid signaling pathway; G protein-coupled receptor signaling pathway. Lineage: Eukaryota; Metazoa; Mollusca; Bivalvia; Pectinida; Pectinidae. Gene Ontology annotation, molecular function: G protein-coupled GABA receptor activity. The transcript is spliced from 17 exons.